UUCGGCACCCGGCUGGGGGAACUGCCACGGCUCGGACUCUACGCCUUCGGACGAAAAUGGAGGUAGUAUCCCCGCUUUAAUAUCCGUAUAAUCGCAAUUGUUAUGUCGUGGUGAUGACAGUGUCCUUUUCACAACGCGUGCAUGGCAGGACAGCUCGUUUGUGCAACGGUGGCCUAUCCAUUGAUCACGAACGCCUAGGGCUGAAUCAGAACGUAAUUGAUAUUUAUAGGGCGAGAUUUGCCACCCGUUUGCCAAUGCUUUUGCUUUUAGCUUUCAUUCAUAAAAGUGCUAAGUUAGUGCCCUUCUUUCAUGUUCGGACGGGUCUGCAGAGAAGGCCCAACCCAUGCACACUCGCAGGCUGUCACGGAACCACUAGAAGCGAUCCACUCAAGUUAUCAUGUGAGAUGAAGCAAUGAGAUGGUUAACUAUCUA
This is a messenger RNA of Verruconis gallopava, 432 nucleotides long. RefSeq lists its product as uncharacterized. The transcript has a single exon. The coding region runs from base 114 to 416 and encodes 100 amino acids. The record is from RefSeq and is a predicted model, not a curated record. Lineage: Eukaryota; Fungi; Ascomycota; Dothideomycetes; Venturiales; Sympoventuriaceae.